AGGCGCUGAUUUCAUAAAUCUAUAGUACUUGAAGAAAGUCUCAUAUGUGUUUAAUGUAUUUGUAUUAAAUUGAAAGAGAAAAUAAUCUCAUUGAGUUUAUUAUUAUUUUUAUGUACAUAUACAACACAUUAUUCCCUAUGAAUUUACUUACUGUACAUUUUCGCAAGCAAUUCAGAUAUUGUUUUUAUAACAGUAUUAAUAAUACAAUCAGACGAUAUAAUCAUGCAUCAAACAAGGAAUAUAAUAAUGUAUCAUCAUUGCCUCAAUCAAGACAAUUUCCAGAUUACACAGUAUUAUAUUUACUUCCUAUGGCCACAGUUCCUUAUAUUUUUAAUAAAAUGAAACGUAAUUACACAUUUCUUGUGGGAGCAACUAUACCAAUAUGUGUAUCUUUACAAAUAUUAGGUUUCAUACCAGCCAUGGAGAAUUUAGCUUUCAUGAGUUGCAAUUGUAUAUUAGCUGCUACAUUACACACUAUUGGUUUUCUGUGCAAUAAUAUAGUCGGAGCAAUAUAUAUUAAAGAAGAUGAAAAAGAUAAAGAAAAUUUAGAAAAUCAAAAAAUUAUAAUCUCAUAUAUAAGUUAUUGGGGUCAAAGGAUAGAUUUAAAGACAACUGCUGAUAAUAUUAUUCCUUUUGCGGAAGAUUAUACCAAUGCCUCAAAUGAUUUCUUUAAAACUCUACAUGUUAAAUCAACCAGUCAAAAAUUCAAGGUGUACUUAAAAUAUGGAAAAGCAGGACCAAAUUUUUACAAUAUUUUUGGAUAACUUUCCGUAAUUUAUUUAGUUUAAAUAAAUAACAUUUUAAAUAAAUGUGUUAUUGCUGCAAAUAAUGCAUAUUUUUACCCAUAUCAAUCUACAGCCACCUAUAAUGUGCAUAAGCUCGAUUUGCCUCGCAUUGUUUGUGCAUAUCAUAUUUCUUUUUAAUAACUCGUCCCUAAAAUAUAUAAUUUUACAGUUAAUCAAAUACAAUUUUAC
Frieseomelitta varia is the source of this 974-nucleotide messenger RNA. RefSeq lists its product as uncharacterized. The transcript is spliced from 2 exons. Gene Ontology annotation, cellular component: mitochondrion. The record is from RefSeq and is a predicted model, not a curated record. NCBI's taxonomy places the organism in Eukaryota, Metazoa, Arthropoda, Insecta, Hymenoptera, Apidae. Bases 111 to 764 code for a protein of 217 amino acids.